Molecule: messenger RNA, 2127 nt
Organism: Owenia fusiformis
Lineage: Eukaryota; Metazoa; Annelida; Polychaeta; Sabellida; Oweniidae
Source: the annotation of a GenBank genome assembly
CAGAUGAUUGUGUCAUUGGUGAUUUCGAUUGUCUUAUCAUUGUUCCCAUCGUCUGCAGAAGAAGAUGGCGAACGGCGCAUCCAGCAGAGAUAUGUUAAUGUCAAAACAGUUGCAGGGCUUUUACAAGGAGAGAUUGUCGAUUAUCCCGUAGAAUACCCUGAAGGUAAUAAGAAUGUUAUAACAGUCACCCAGUUCCUUGGGGUCCCUUAUGCCAAACCUCCUAUUGGUGAACUCAGGUGGAAGAAUCCACAGAAGGCUGAACCAUGGGAGGGAGUGAAGAAUGCUACAGCUUAUGGAAACAGUUGCUGGCAAAAUAUCAAGAAUAUACUUGUACCCACUACUCCUAUGUCAGAGGACUGUUUAUUCCUAAAUAUCUGGGUCCCGAAAAACAUAACAAUGAAACCGAAAUUUCAAAAUCUUACUGUUAUGUUCUGGAUCCAUGCAGGAGCAUUUCAGUUUGGCACUGGAAGCCUCGACAUCAAUAACGGGGCAUAUUUGGCGCAUGACCAAAACAUCAUUGUUGUGACUAUCAAUUAUAGACUAAAUUCUUUUGGAUUUUUAUCUACUGAAUCAAAACCAGAUGAAGGGAACUGGGGUCUGAAGGAUUGUGUCUUAGCAUUACAAUGGGUUCGGGAUAAUAUCAGAUCAUUUGGCGGAGACCCUAAUUCUGUGACCAUAUUUGGGGAAUCUUCAGGAUCAGCGGGAGUGACACUACUGAUGCUUUCAAAGCAGGCAAAUGGUUUAUUCAAAAGAGCUAUUGGACAAAGCGGGUCAGCGUUGAACUAUUGGGCAAUGAAUCCACGUGGCAGAAAUCGUAGAAUCCAACAAAGCUUGGCAAAUAACCUCGACUGUCCAGUAAACAACAACAGCAUGGAGUGCUUAAUGAACAAGAAGGCCAGAGACAUUAUCAUUGAAACUGGCAAAAUACAAUAUCAGCUAUCAACUCUAUUUGUACCAAAUGUAGAUGGUACAUUUUUUCAGGAUGACCCAGUGAACAUUCUUAUAAAUGGUGAUUUUGAAGCAGUUGAUUUCAUAAAUGGAGUGACAAGUCACGAAGGCUUUCAUUUCGGAGUAGCGAUGACAUCGAGAGAAGAUAUCGGGUUAAGGUACAACUUUUCUCAAUUCAAUAAUACAGUCUCACGAUUGAUGAAAUUUCUUAAUCAUGUCAAAAACAGGGACGUUAUACAACAUGGAAUUAAUCUGUUGUAUAACAAUUUUAAAGUUCCUGAUGAUGUCAAAUCAGUACACAGAAGCAAGGGACUUGUCGACUUUAUAGGAGAUUUUGCAUUUAAUGCGGGGACUCAUAUGUUCACAAAGUUAUACCAAAAGAAAUCAACAAAGAGGACUUUCUGCUACUAUAUGAAUACAAAAGUAUCUAGGGAUUUCCAAUACAUUCCGUACAUACAUAAGCGCCCUGAUUGGGUACACACAGUGCAUGUAGAUGACACACAGUUUGUCUUUGGAGGUGUGAAGUACACAAAUAAGAGAGUUACUCGGGAGGAAAGGGAACUAAGUGGUGAAAUGAUGAUGGCCUGGGCUAACUUUGCAAAGACAGGGGACCCUACAGAAUCAGGUUCUCUACAAUGGCCAAAGUUUACUGGCUCCAACUAUCUUCAACUGUCAACACCUGUCAGUAGCAGCACUGUCAUUGAGAGGUUCCUACCUAAAAGAAUGGACUUCUGGAUUAACUUUAUCUGGAAGAAAAUAGAUAUUCCAUCAAAGAAAUGUGUCAAUGCUAGCACAGAAAAGUCUGAUGAAGAUAUCUGCCCAGUUUGUCUAAAUGAAGUUCCAUUUGAUAUUAUUGAUAUCGUCUGCAAGUCUAAAAAUGCAUUUAAAGUAUCAAUACUCGCAGUGAAUAUAAUGAAGAUUGAGCUGGAUCUCAGACCAGUGACAGGUAGAUCGAAGUUGGACAGAUAUGUAACAUACAACCUGGAUUCAGACUGCACUUGCGAUAUUGUUACAAAAGGUUUAAAAGCUCAAGAUGACAAACUUCUCAUCCUAACCAUGGCAACCAUUGGCAGUUUACCAAGCCUAUAUUUCAAUGACCAAGUCACUGUUGUCAAAUUAGAUAACAAACUGCAAAGGAAAAUAUCGAGGGCUAUUACAGAACAGAAAUGUCCUUAUUGA